AUACUUAUAUGAUUGUUUAGAGUACAAGUGGGCGGGACUGUUUGAGAUAUAUGUAUAACCCUCUGCAACCCAUCAUUUCCCGCGCUUUCGUGAAGAUGUCAGCUGCUGUAUCCGGUGUGAGGUGUGAGCUUGAGCGGAUGCCCGAGAUCUCAUUCCAAUGACUAAAGACGGAUUUCUAAUUUUAUAAAAAUACGCGAAACUAUUGCGCCCACAUACCAGUUGUAAGCUUCGACCCAUGAUGUCCCGAGUAUAAAUACCUCGUAGACCUGGGCACCGUCAUUGACAGCUGAUGUGAACUCGCCACCCACACCACCAACACUAAGUGUAAACCUUCAACAAACUAUCAUCGACAGCAAUGGAACUGGUGAUUUGUUUACUCCUCGGAAUUACUGUUGCCAGUGCUGCCUCUCCUCCAGACAUGUACGGUGAGAUGCAGGUUGAUUCUCAUGACUGGACUAUCGGUCACAACACACUGGGGGAGCGAAACCCAAUACCAAGAGGUUGCAGCGGGAAACCAGCAGAUGUUUUCUUGGUUUUUGAUACAUCAGGAGAUGUAACUCCAGCGCAAUUAGCAAAGCAGAAGAAAUAUGCCAUUGACUUGUUACGAGUAUUUACUUUUGGUGACAAAAGCACUCGCAUCAGUGUUGUGACGUAUGCUGAUGAGGUCAUGAAUGUUUCAUCAUUUGAAGAUGGUACAAACAUAGGGAACGCUACAUCAACAAUCAUGUACGAUGUUCCACUAGAAACAACCGGUCCUUGCAAAAUCGACAAAGCGUUACAAUACAUUUCAACGGACGGCUUUUCUAAUUCAAGCAUGAGGCGUGAGGUUGCACAUCUCGCCAUUUUGUUUGUGGGAAACAGAAUAACCAACAGAAAAGAAGCCAAGAGGCAUGCAAGAGAUUCGAAGGCUAAAGGAAUGUACCUGUACACUGUUGGUCAGAGUACCGCCAUCAGAAAACAACUCUCCUCUAUUUCUUCCCGCCCUGCGAAAACGUUUGUGUUCUCUAACGACGAUGACAGGAUAGUUCAGUCCCUGAAAGAUCUGCUGAAGAUACAUCUUUGCGAAUUCCAAAUAGAGCCGCCAGCAAGCCUGCGCAGACCAUCAUACUGCCACGUCAGCAGGCCUGUGGAUUUGAUAUUUUCUGUAGAUGAGAUAAGUAUUGGCGCUAGAAAUGCUCAGAAGAUUUUUAAUCUGAUAGAAUUUUUGAUGUUAAAUAUUAACAAUCAAAGCAACGGGUUGAAGGUUGGUCUGGUGAGCAGUAAAAUAAACUUCAAAGCUGUAAGCAGAGGAUUCAGCACAGUGGAAGACUUCAGCAACAGACUUAGCAGUGUAGCCAUUUCUGAUCAUGGUGACAUCAUAAAACGGGCACGGCGCAUGCUCAGACGGGGACGCGCAAAUAGUCAAAAGACAAUAAUACAUUUUGUCGACAGCAAUAUUGAUAUCACGAAACACGCCCUUUUUGAAGCGAAGAAAAACAAGAGAGUUAAACUGGAAACAUUUGUGAUCGCGACAGGGUCUGGUUUAGACCAACGUUCAUUGGAAAAGAUUGCCAGUCAUCAUAGUUCUCAACACGUUUUCCUUGUAAAAGAUUAUCACAUGAUGGCAUCCGUGGGACCAAACAUCUUGAAAACAGUUUGUGCUUCAUGGUAACGGAGCAAACACUAAACCAUUGUGGUAUGUUUGUGUGGCUUCUGUUUCAAUAUAGACAGCAAAAGCGGUAUGGACUGUGAUGAAGGACUGUUGUGUUAUGGCAUGUAAAUACGGAAGACAAAGAUGGCUCAGCCAUUCAUGUAAAUCUAUUCUUUCUGACUAACCGCAGUAUCUACAACGUUUGCAUUAAAAUGUUAUAAAACUUCAUUAGGUAUCGGGAUGUGGAUAACUUUCUAUACUGAAAUUAGGUCAACACCUCACAUAAACGUUCAUAUAUGAAUAUCCUCCAUAGUAAAAACACGAAGAGCUGUGUUUUGCAGGCGUCUAGUCAAUGUUGAACCAAGUUAUAGGUUCAUGGUAACGUUAUUGUUAUAGGCAAAGUACACUUCCGAUUGUUUCUUGCGCCAACAGCUAUGCUGGAACAAUUUUGGUGUAGUAGAUUUAACGUGCAAAAUUGUAUUAUUAAGCGUUUUUUAAUUGUUCUAACAGUAUUUAAAAUAUCAUGGUUAAUAAUAGAUAAACAGUAUGAACAUUCCACAGGAGAUUUACUCUGAUAUAUAUUAUGUUUAUAAGUAUGUAAAUUAUGAAUGUCAAAAUGUAAUUUUAACGAUUGUGAAAGCAGUGUUUGGUAUGGUGAUCGCAGUCGGUAUGUUGUAAGUUAACAUAUGUUAGGUUGUUUUAGUGUAUUGCUGUAAUAAAAAAAAUUGGAAUAGUU
Mizuhopecten yessoensis (Yesso scallop) is the source of this 2366-nucleotide messenger RNA. RefSeq lists its product as uncharacterized. Lineage: Eukaryota; Metazoa; Mollusca; Bivalvia; Pectinida; Pectinidae. The coding region runs from base 356 to 1651 and encodes 431 amino acids. The record is from RefSeq and is a predicted model, not a curated record. The transcript has 6 exons.